This is a messenger RNA of Salarias fasciatus (jewelled blenny), 1807 nucleotides long. RefSeq names its product zinc finger protein 436-like. The coding region runs from base 119 to 1807 and encodes 562 amino acids. The transcript has 5 exons. Gene Ontology annotation, biological process: regulation of transcription by RNA polymerase II. Gene Ontology annotation, molecular function: DNA-binding transcription factor activity, RNA polymerase II-specific. The record is from RefSeq and is a predicted model, not a curated record. Gene Ontology annotation, cellular component: nucleus. NCBI's taxonomy places the organism in Eukaryota, Metazoa, Chordata, Actinopteri, Blenniiformes, Blenniidae.
CUCCUCCUGAUGAGGUUUGACGAGUCCGUGAGUUCACAAGUCCAGAGAAGAAGGAGUGUCGAGAAACGGCCUGAGUGUUUGUGUCUCCAGAGGAAACAUUUCAUCUCCUGCAGGAACAAUGACUCCAGUUGAGGCUUUGAGAGAGUUUAUUCAGCAGCGACUCACUGCUGCUGCUGGAGAAAUCUUCACCGCGUUUCAACAAACUCUCCUCCACUACGAGAAGGAGAUGAAUGUUCAGGACAGACUGCUGGAAAUCACAGGAGAACUUCCAGUCCCGUUCUCCAGAACAGAGAGUCCACAGCAACACAUUAGAAACCAGAAGACCAGUUCCAGUGGUGAGCAGGAGGAACAUGAAGCUCCACACAUUAAAGAGGAGGAGGAUCUUGUUGAGAUGAGCGUUACUGAUGGUGGAAGUGAGGAUUCCCACCACUCUGUGAGAGACUCCACCACCCGGAGACUCACUGCUGCUGCUGUGGAAAUCUUCAACCUGUUUCAACAGACUAUUGUCCAGUACCAGGAGAAGAUUGAUCGCCGACACAGACUGCUGGACGUCAUCUUCCAACCUCAAGUCAAGUUAAACAGAAUCGAGCUCCAACAGCACCGUGACUGUAGAGAGGAGCAGGAAACAAACUACUGUCUAGAACAGGAGGAACCAGAACCUCCAGAGAUUAAAGAGGAACCAGAAGAACCAGGACUUCUUCAGUUUCCAGAGGACCAGGAGGAACCAGGGCCUCCAGAGAUUGAGGAGCACGAGGAUCUCGGUACCAGCCAGACGGGAGCGCUUCCUGUUGUGACGCUUGAAAGUGAAACCUUGAAGGUUCCUUCUGUUGAGGAGCAGAGUGACCAGAGUGAACCAGAAGAAGAACCAGACACUGAGCAGCUCCUCUCUCAGGACUCUGAAGUCCACCAUGAGAACAAACUGACUGACUUUCCAGUUUCAGAGAAGCAGGCUGAAUGUGAGGAAACAUGUGGUGAACCUGUCCGUAAAAAACCAAAACUAUGUCAGAAGGUGAGAACGGUCACUGAUAAGAAGAGAACUUGUGACACAUGUGGAAAAAACUUCAGUCGACAGAAUUUGUUGGUCCACAUGAGGACUCACACAGGUGAGAAGCCGUAUUCUUGUGACUCAUGUGGAAAAAGCUUCACACGACAGAGGUCUUUGUUGGUCCACAUGAGGAUUCACCGAGGUGAGAAGCCGUACUCUUGUGAAACAUGUGGACAAAGCUUCAGUCGACAGAGUUAUGUGUUGGUCCACAUGAGGACUCACACAGGUGAGAAGCCAUAUUUUUGUGAAACAUGUGGAAAAAGUUUCAGUCAACAGAAUUCUAUGUUGGUCCACAUGAGGAUUCACACAGACGAGAAGCCGCACUCUUGUGAAACAUGUGGAAAAUCUUUCAGAAAUAAGAGCCACUUGUCUAGCCACAUGAGAACUCACACAGGUGAGAAGCCGUAUUUUUGCGAAACAUGUGGAAAAAGUUUCAGUCAACAGCGUUCUUUGUUGGGCCACAUGAGGACUCACAGGACUCACACAGGUGAGAAGCCGUAUUCUUGUGAAACAUGUGGAAAAAGUUUUAGUGCACAGGGUUCUUUAUCGGUCCACAUGAGGAUUCACACAGGUGAGAAGCUGUAUUCUUGUGAAGCAUGUGGAAAAAGUUUCAGUCUACAGAGUGUUUUGUCGGGCCACAUGAGGAUUCACACAGGUGAGAAGCCGUAUUCUUGUGAAACAUGUGGAAAAAGUUUCAGACAGCAUAGUGCUUUAUCAAGCCACAUGAGGACUCACACAGGGCAGAAGCCGAACAACAACUAG